Molecule: messenger RNA, 2246 nt
Organism: Achroia grisella
Lineage: Eukaryota; Metazoa; Arthropoda; Insecta; Lepidoptera; Pyralidae
Exons: 10
Source: RefSeq, a predicted model, not a curated record
UGUUUAUUUUUAAUUUCUUAAAGUUGACAAUAAUUUUUAUGAUAUAUUAAAAAUAAAUUAUGAAACUAAGUUGAGGUUUAUUAGUUUUACGGACAUAUUAGUUUUUAACUAUGAAUAAAGAAAACAACAGAAGUGCAGCUGGUCUGCGACGCUCAGCAAUUGCUGAAAGAAUUCGCUUAAGAGAAGAAUGGUCAGCUCUCAAAGGAACAGAUAAUGCAACAACAUCAAAAAAGAAGAAACAAACCGUCAUAAAUGUAUUGUCCAGUAAGAGUACAGCUAGUAGAAGAAAGAUCUUAACGAAUUCACAGAAGGAUGACAAUGAAAAUUUUAUGAAAGAAAUGAAGGCUACGAGUGAAGUAUUGCAUGGUGUUGUUGCGUUAGUAGAAGUAGGAGCAGAGAACAGAGCUCUAGCUCUGCGUGCUGCACUGGCAGCGUUAGGAGCCACUGUGGUGCCGAGCUGGACUCCCAUCGUCACUCACCUUGUAUGGUCCCAAGGCGGAUGCUGUAGCGCUCGGGCACGAGCUCGCGCGCUGGCGUCGCGCGUGGUGUCCCCGCUGUGGGUGGAGGCAUGCGCGGUGGCGGGAUAAUUUGUGCGCGCGACUGCAUGUUAUCCGAACACGGGUUCAGUCAAUGACCUGCCCUCACCGCGUACGCUCAAAAUGUUACAGAAAAAAGCAGAUAUGGAAAAUAUACCUAUAGGCAAUCUACUAUCGGAAUCUGAGGAGAACGAACUAAAACCAGCACGAUUACGACUAUCUAGCGAGACAGAGCACGAUACGUCGGCCGACACGUCCCGCGAUAAGUCGCGAGACACGACCAAGUCUACCGAUACCUCGAGAAAUAUUACAGAUGUAGAGUCACGUGUGAAUACAGCACCUCGUAGAGCCGUGCCCAAAUCUAUGAGCACACCGCGACCACGCAAGUCCAAGAGGAAGCUGUUCACGCAACGGGAUGCUGAUAUCACCAAAGAUACAGAUGAAUCUGAUCAAGACAAAACGCCGGUUGGCCCGAAACACGUGAAUUUGCCCCAAUUGACACAUAAGGAGCGGAGAGACUUGGCUCGAGCAGAACGCAUGGCGCGACGACUAGUAUCCGCAUGUAUGCCGGCCACCACGCAGAAAGUUGCACAGAAGUCGCUCACUCCGAGAAUUGUAUUAACGGGCAUGGACCGCACUGAACGGCACACGAUACACGAAGCAAUACGUGCUCUAAACGGCCGCGUACAGUCAAGCGUCAACAAGCGGACCACACACGUACUACUCGGCUCAUUCCGUGCUAACAACGAACAAUGCACCGGAGUGAUGCUGAAACAGUUACCUGGAAAUAAAAGUAAAAAUAACGAUGUAACAGUAACGAGUGAUAAAAAUACUAGUGUUGUAACAGUGAAUCUAUUAACGGGAUGUAUUGGUAAUAAAAAAGCGCGUACGUUUAACGCUUUGGCUGGAGCAGCGCGCGGAGCUAGAGUUUUGUACGCGCAGUGGGUGAUAGAUUCGUUGGAAGCGAAGCAUUGGUUACAUCAUUACGGAUAUGAAGUGCCACAUUUGAAGAAAAUCUCACUGAAAGCACGUGUCGAACGCACCGCUCUCGGAAAAAGCAAUUCUGAAUACUCAUACGACAUUUUUAGUGGAAUGCGGGUAUUAUUAAAAACGAACGCAGAGCAGAGAGAUGCAGCGAAACAACUCCUAGAACUGUGCGGGGCAGUUGUUCAAGAUGGCGGAUCGACACAAAAUGGCGGGAAUUUUGACAUAACAGUGGGCGCGGGAGGCGGUGAAGUUUGUUCCAAGUGGGUGUUUGAUAGUGUUGCGUCGGCGAGAAUGAGGACUGUAAGGCGAUAUGUGAUAAAUGAAUUGAGCGGUAGAAGUGUGGCGACAUUAGAAACAAUAGUUAUUAGCUGAUAUUGUAAGGCGGGUAUAGUAAACAAAGUAGGUUGCGACCACAGAGCAAUUAAAACGGCUGGGGUUUAGCACAUUGCCUUACUUCCUAUGAUUUGUCAUGAUAUAUUUGUAUUCAUGAGUGUGAUUGUAUCGAUCAGGCUGUUUUCUAUGUAUAUUAUGUAUUUACAGAAAAUAACCUAUGUAUUUAUACAUAGUCUAGUACCCAUAACACAAACUCUGUUUAACUUGGGACUAGAUAACGCUGUGUGAAUUGUCCUAAGAUAUUUAUAUAUACUUUUUAUGACAUUGUUUUUCUUAUUCAUUAUAUUUGUACCGCCUACAAUUUUUCUCUGCACAACCUGUGGUUGACUA